This is a messenger RNA of Amaranthus tricolor (Joseph's coat), 2484 nucleotides long. RefSeq names its product AP2-like ethylene-responsive transcription factor AIL6. NCBI's taxonomy places the organism in Eukaryota, Viridiplantae, Streptophyta, Magnoliopsida, Caryophyllales, Amaranthaceae. Gene Ontology annotation, biological process: regulation of DNA-templated transcription. The transcript is spliced from 8 exons. The record is from RefSeq and is a predicted model, not a curated record. Gene Ontology annotation, molecular function: DNA binding; DNA-binding transcription factor activity. Bases 403 to 2082 code for a protein of 559 amino acids.
UUUACGCCGGUUGGCAGCAAAUACCGCUCUUUCACCCCCUUAUAUUCUUCCACAUCUUCCCUUUCUUCUUCUUUCUUCUCUCUCUCUCUAACUCAUCACUACAAUCCAUUUUCUUCCAUUAUCCCCAAAAAUAAACUUAACCCUUUUCUCAUUUCCUCUAAGUUUUCAUUUUCACCUUAAUUACAAAACAACAACUUAUCAUUAUACAUUUUCAUGCAUACAUCCCCAAAAAACUAAUUUAAUUCUUUGCAUGCAUUGAUUUCUUCUCAUUUAUUCACUUUCUUUUUUUCUUCGUUUGUAUCGCAGUUUUCCCACCUAAAUAUCAAGUUUCAUUUGACUAAUACUGUAACGGCUUCUUGGGCCUUUUUUUUUUUCUUUAAAUUUCAUCUUCAACUUAUAAAAAUGGCACCAGCAGCAGCCGCAGCCGCAGCAGGUACAACAAGUAAUUGGCUAUCAUUUUCUUUGUCACCCAUGGAAAUGUUGGCUUCUUCUCAUCAUCAUCAUCUUCAUCAUCAUGAUCAUCACGAUCAAACUCCUCAGAUUCUUCACACUCCUGUCUCAAACCCUUCUUCCCAUUAUUUUCUCGACCCUAUAUACACCACUGAUUGGGGAAAUCAGAAGCCAAAUAUGGGAAUGUACACUGAUUAUGUGGUGGACCAGCAUAUAGACAAUAACCCACCUCCAACAAUGCCAAAACUAGAAGAUUUUUUUGGCGGUGGAGGUGGUCAUCAUCAUACGACGUCGUAUAACAGUCAAACCGAGACAACUCAAGACUCGUCAUCCCAGUUAACUCAUCUUUACGAGUCAAACCACCAUCAAAACUCGGUGCCUAACUACUACACUAAUACCCACCAUGACCAUACUACUCAACAGCAAGAUCUAAAAGUUAUGACUUCAAGUGUUGCUGGUUUUCAAACCGCGUUUUCUGCUAACUCGGGGUCUGAGGUGGAUGACUCGUCAGCAACUCACUUAAGUUGUGGUGGUGGUGCAAGUGGGUCUGAGUUUGUUGGCCAUUCUAUUGAGUCAACUCAUAACGAGUUAAUCCGGAGUUAUGGUACCACCAAAUCUAAUAAUAGUAAUAACAAUGGUGGGAGUUUGUCGCUUGCAGUUGUUCCUCAGAGUGUUGAAAAAUCAGUUGUUCCAGUUGGGGUUGAUUCUGAUAACAGUAGUGUUAAGAAGAUUUCUGAUACUUUUGGUCAAAGAACUUCCAUUUACAGAGGUGUUACUAGGCAUAGAUGGACUGGUAGAUAUGAAGCACAUCUUUGGGAUAACAGCUGUAGAAGAGAAGGCCAAGCUAGGAAGGGCCGUCAAGUCUAUUUGGGUGGGUAUGACAAAGAAGAAAAAGCAGCUAGGGCGUAUGAUUUGGCAGCUCUAAAGUAUUGGGGCCCCACUGCCACCACAAACUUCCCGAUUGCAAAUUACUCUACAGAAUUAGAGGAUAUGAAACAUGUGACCAAGCAAGAAUUCAUUGCUUCUCUCCGGAGGAAAAGUAGUGGCUUCUCAAGAGGUGCCUCUAUUUACCGAGGUGUCACGAGGCAUCAUCAACAAGGGCGUUGGCAAGCAAGAAUUGGCCGUGUUGCUGGCAACAAAGAUUUAUAUCUAGGAACAUUUGCCACUGAAGAGGAAGCAGCUGAGGCCUACGACAUAGCAGCCAUCAAGUUCAGGGGGGUGAACGCAGUUACCAACUUUGAAAUGAACCGUUAUGAUGUAGAUGCUAUCCUCAAGAGCAACCUUCCUAUCGGUGGGGCUGCCAAGCGCUUAAAGCUUGCUGCCGAGGCGGCUGAUCAGAAGCCGACACUCAGCCUUGAACAACAGUCACACUCGAGCAAUGGAAGUAGCAGUGGAACGGGCAGCACAAUCAACUUUGCUGCCAUCCAGUCGGUCCCUGCCAUGCCAUAUGAUACAGCAUCUGCUAUCUUCCACCAGAAUCUAUUUCAUCAGCUAAACUCCAAUGGCGGGGCACAAGCAGUUGCAUCCGACUCUUACACUUCAGGGGUAUCCUCGAUCGUAGCUCCCAUGAUGUCACUGAUGCCACAGACGCCUGCAGAGUUCUAUAUAUGGCCUCAUCAUCAACCGUAUUAACAAGGUAGUCGGCUAAUGAGAAAUUGGAGCGUUUAGGAAGGUUUUAGUAUUUUAGGUAGCCAGCUUAAUUUAGAGGUAUUGAUGAGCAAAAAAGCUAAUUUUGGAUCCCCAGAUAUGUCUCUGGUUAUUAACUUGUGUUUCGUAAUGGUUCUUUUUCAGCUGACAUAAACAAAAUGGUUUUAUCUGACCCAUGUAGUGUCCUAGUGUAGUGAUUAACCUUAUGACAAAGGAUGAUAAUACAAAUCUGGGGCUCAAUAUGACUGUUGGUAGAAUAUUAGAGACGAUUACUGGAAAUUUUGUGUAUGUAUAGCUUUAUUGCAAUAGCUGAACAAUGGGUCUUUUGCAGAAAAUGUUACAACGGAAAAGAAAUAGAAAAGAAGAAGAUAAUUUUUUGGUUUCUUC